GUGGGCGUGGCCCGAAGGGGAAGUGAAAGCGAAAGCGAUGGCGGGAGCGCGGCUGCUGCUGGCGGGUCUGUUCCAUAUUUGGGGGGUGGUCGCGGUUUUUGGGGAGCCCCCCCCGGCGCUGCGCUGCCCCCUGCUGGACGAGCGCGGCUCCCCCUCCCCCGGCGGGGCCCUGCUCCGAUUUUUGGGGGGUCCCGAGGCGCCCCCGCCCCCCGAGGACCCCCAGAACACCUUCGAUGUCAUCGACGCUUUGGGGGUCCUGCGGGAUUUUUGGGGUCCCUCCCCGGAAGUCGAGCUGGAGCCACGACCGCUGCUGCCGCCGCCGGGGCGGGCGCCGCGGUGCCACCCGGGGCAGGGCUCGCGCUGGUGGCUGCUGGCCCUGGGGACGCCGCGCAGGGAGGGGACGGUGCUGCUGCAGGAGGGGACGGCGGGGGACGCGCGCAGGGUCAACGCCUCCCUGUCCAUCUCCACGCUGACCCCGACGCUGCGGGGGCUGCUGGACCCCCAGACCCUGCACUGCUCCUUCACGCCGCCCUCGCCGGGGCUGCCCUUCACCCUGCAGUGGCUGCGGCACCGCGACGGCGCCACCCGCCGCCUGCUGGCCUUCGACUCGGCCGCCAACCGCGUCACCGAGGCCGCGCCGGGCGCGCUGCUGCUGCUGGGGGGACGCGGGGACGCCCCCGGCGACGCUGGGGGGACGCGGCCGCCGGGGGGCGCUCUGGAGGUGUCGCUGCAGCUGCCGCCGCUCUCGGUGUCCGAUGACGGCUCCUUCAUCUGCUCCGUGGCCACGCCCCUCGGGCAGCUGCAGCAGGUGCUGCGCGUGAACGUGAUUGGUCAGUGCCGGGACCGCCGGAGCGCGGGGCUGCGCGUGGCCGCGGGGACGGCGGGGGACAGCUACAGCUGCCUGGUGACACACGCGGCCUGGGACAGCCCGCUGAGGGUCACCGUGAGGGUGGCAGGUGACACCGGGCCCAGCGUGGAGGACAUGGCGGGGGUGGCCCUGGUGGCCUUCGUCAUCGGGGGGCUCUGCCAGCGCCUGUGGGCCUCGGCGGGGAGGUGACACCCGUGGCACCGAUGUCCCCAAAUGUCCCCAAGCGUCCCCAAAUGUCCCCAAACCUUCCCAAUGUCCCCAGUCCCCUCAAUGUCCCCAAUCCCCCCAAUGUCCCCAACCCCCUCAAU
Camarhynchus parvulus is the source of this 1176-nucleotide messenger RNA. Its product is annotated as tapasin-like. NCBI's taxonomy places the organism in Eukaryota, Metazoa, Chordata, Aves, Passeriformes, Thraupidae. The record is from RefSeq and is a predicted model, not a curated record.